Molecule: messenger RNA, 939 nt
Organism: Paramuricea clavata
Lineage: Eukaryota; Metazoa; Cnidaria; Anthozoa; Malacalcyonacea; Plexauridae
Source: the annotation of a GenBank genome assembly
AUGGAAACUGAUUUGGAUUUUGAUAAUCCGUACAACUCUGAUGAGCGUCAAUUUGAUAGUGCUAUGAAUGAUUCCACCAUAAAUGGUGAUGAAGAUCACGGUCUGCUAUAUCACGAGGUGUGGGAGAACACUCACCGUGCUGAGAUUGAUGAGGAUUUUGUUGAAAACCAUGAGACUCUUCCUUCUGUUGACGUGCAAGCUGAUGGCCGGUUUGGCGUGAUUUUCAAACUUAUGAAGGUGUCCCUUAUUUGGUUGCGCCUCGAAAUUAUGGGUUGAUGCUAAACAUUGACUGGAUGCAGCCAUUUGAGCACACCAUAUAUUCUGUAGGGGUACUAUAUCUCGUGUUAAUGAACCUUCCCCGAAAUGAAUGCUUUAAACAAGAAAAUGUAAUUCUUGUUGGGAUCAUUCCUGGACCAAGUGAACCCCCCUCUAAAUAUCAACACAUAUCUGUCCCCCCUUGUGGACAAACUUCUGGUUCUGUGGAAUGAUGGGGUUAUGAUGAGACAUGCUUGUUCGUUUUUGCCUGAACGUUUUAAAGCUGCAUUACUAUGCGUUGUGUCGGAUAUCCCGGAUAGCAGGAAAGUCUGUGGUUUUAAUGGUCAUCAUUCCAGAAUGGGGUGUAAUAAAUGCACCAAAGCGUUCGAAGUUGGGGGAGUAGGUGUGCCAAAUGACUACUCAGGGUUUGAGAACUGUAGAGGGAGAAAUGGUGAAGAACAUAGGAGACAGAUUGACGAGGUAUUGGCACAGACAACACAGGAAGCUAGAAGUGCUACUGAAGCUUUAUAUGGUGCCCGUUACUCGGAACUUCUUAGACUUCCUUACUUUGACUGUGUCCGUUUUACAGUAGUAGAUCCCAUGCAUAAUCUCUUCCUGGGGACAGCAAAACACCUCGUCGAAGUUUGGUUGCAAGUGUUGACUUUAAGUGCGAAUGAUCUAUAA